AGUCUUUUAGCUGCGGGCCAGAAACAACUUGUUUGUAUAGUCAAGGAAACGGGAAGAAAAUACGUUCUUAGUUGAAAAUAAAGAUUAUUUAGUCUUCAGGAAAGAUGAAUAAAAUUUUAACAUCUCAUCUUGCUGUUUAGUUAGCUGAAAUAAUCAUCCACCAAAGACUGUGUUCAAGAGAUAUGGUGCUGAGAAGAAGGAAACUCGUACAGAUUUGGAACAACUUGAAGACGGAUAGACUACAAAUUAAAACGAAAGGACAGCACCAAGUCCCUCCUCAUCAAAACCGAACAGCUGCUAAGGAUCGAAGACCAUGACUUUGCCAUGAGGCCUGGAUUUGGAGGAUCUGCCAUCCCUGUGGGAAUUGAUGUGCAGGUGGAGAGUAUAGACAGCAUCUCUGAAGUAAACAUGGACUUCACGAUGACCCUGUACCUGAGGCAUUAUUGGAAGGAUGAGCGCUUGGCUUUUCCCUCCAGUAACAAUCUGAGCCGCACAUUCGACGGCCGCCUGGUGAAGAAGAUCUGGAAGCCUGAUGUCUUUUUUGUCCAUUCCAAGCGCUCCUUCAUUCAUGAUACCACCAUGGAGAACAUAAUGCUAAGGGUUUACCCAGACGGCAACAUCCUUUACAGCGUCAGGAUUACAGUUACUUCUCUGUGCUCAAUGGACUUCAGUAGAUUCCCGUUGGACACUCAGAAUUGUUCCCUGGAACUGGAGAGCUAUGCAUAUAAUGAGAACGACCUCAUGUUGUACUGGAAAAAUGGCAAUGACUCUUUAAGAACAGAUGAAAUUGCCCUCUCUCAGUUCUUCAUUGAAGAGUUCCAUCCCUCACAUGGUCUGGCCUUGUACAGCAGCACUGGCUGGUACAACAGGCUCUACAUCAACUUCAUUCUCAGAAGACACAUAUUCUUCUUCAUGCUGCAAACGUAUUUUCCCACAAUGCUGAUGGUGGUGCUGUCCUGGGUGUCUUUUUGGAUCGACAGGCGGGCGGUACCGGCCCGUGUAUCACUUGGCAUCACUACAGUGUUGACUAUGUCCACCAUAAUUACGGGAGUGUCAGCGUCCAUGCCUCAGGUAUCAUAUGUGAAAGCAGUGGACAUCUAUUUGUGGACCAGCUUCCUAUUUGUGUUUCUGUCCGUCAUCGAGUACGCAGCCGUCAACUACUUCACCACCAAGGAGGAAAUGAAGAAACUCAAACAGUUAAAGCUUUCAGAAUACGAUGCAUCUCAAGCCAUGGCGUUCGAUGGAUGUUUCCAUGACCAGGACAUAGAGCUCAGCUCAUUUCCACGGCUGUCUGACCUUAACGUGGACCCAUGCAUGUCCUCGCGGAACUCCACGACACCUGACCUGCCUCCCAUCCUGGGCACGCGCCUCCGUCGACGACGUUCUAUCCGCCAAAGUGUCAACCAUAUCAUGAACAACAGUUACAAGAUAGACUCCUAUUCCAGAAUAUUCUUUCCUUUAGCAUACUUUCUCUUCAAUAUCAUCUACUGGAGCAUCUACUCCUGAGCAAGAGAAAACUGGUGUGCUCAGAGUUGAUAAGAGUGCCACAUAUGCCACAGUGAUAGAAUAC
Messenger RNA from Megalobrama amblycephala (Wuchang bream), 1570 nucleotides. RefSeq names its product gamma-aminobutyric acid receptor subunit rho-3. Gene Ontology annotation, molecular function: neurotransmitter receptor activity; extracellular ligand-gated monoatomic ion channel activity; GABA-A receptor activity. Gene Ontology annotation, cellular component: neuron projection; GABA-A receptor complex; membrane. Bases 325 to 1506 code for a protein of 393 amino acids. NCBI's taxonomy places the organism in Eukaryota, Metazoa, Chordata, Actinopteri, Cypriniformes, Xenocyprididae. Gene Ontology annotation, biological process: nervous system process; monoatomic ion transmembrane transport; signal transduction. The record is from RefSeq and is a predicted model, not a curated record. The transcript has 10 exons.